Molecule: messenger RNA, 156 nt
Organism: Caenorhabditis briggsae
Lineage: Eukaryota; Metazoa; Nematoda; Chromadorea; Rhabditida; Rhabditidae
Exons: 2
Coding region: 1-156 (51 amino acids)
Source: RefSeq, a predicted model, not a curated record
AUGUGGUCAGCCUGGCUAAUUGUAAUUUACACUCUAACGUGUUUGGUCGUGAUUCUAUUCCUAGUAUCCAUCGUUUGGUUCAUUCAAAACGAUCGGAAACGAAAACGAAUGAUUGAUGAAUCCAUUGCAAAUCCUCAGAAGGCGACUGAAGUUUGA